CCUGAACCAGUUGACAGCCAGGAAACCUCUGCUAGUCCUUCCAAAGAGAUUGCAAACAAGAAGAUGGCAUGAUUUUUGCAAACCUGGAAAGUCUAAAGAUUGCAAUAAUUGUUGGACCAAAGGGACCCUCUUCAGGCAUAAAUAGCAAGACUCCUACUGUCUUCUCUUGCAGACCAACUCAGCUGCCAGCAAAAGCAGGUGCUCUCCCACUACCAGUGCUCCAGAGGAAGUGGAAGGGAAUGGAAAACCUGAUGUUUGUCUACUGCUCCUGUAAAGUUAUCUGGACAGUACUUGUAACUAUACUAGGUUAUGCCAGCAGCUUGCCUGUGGGGGAUGAUUCUAUUUGCACAGCAGAGGAACUUGCUAAGUACAGGAUAAUCUUCAUAGGGAAAUGGAGUCAGACUGCUUUCCCUAAGCAGUAUCCACUCUACAGGCCCCCAGCACAGUGGUCAUCCCUGCUAGGUGUUACUCAUAGUCCUGACUACAGCAUGUGGAAAAAAAAUGAAUAUGCCAGCAAUGGUGUACGUGAUUUUGCUGAAAAGGGUGAAGCAUGGGCAUUAAUGAAAGAAAUAGAAGAAGCUGGAGAGAAAAUUCAGAGCGUACAUGGAAUCUUCUCUGCUCCUGCAAUUACCAGUGGCACAGGACAAACCUCUACUGAAUUAGAAGUGCAUCCAAGACAUCCCUUAGUUUCAUUUGUUGUACGAAUUGUUCCAAGCCCUGACUGGUUUGUGGGUAUUGACAGCCUAAAUCUCUGUGAAGGAGACCGCUGGAUGGAUGAAGUGUCAGUAGAUCUAUAUCCAUAUGAUGCUGGAACUGAUAGUGGUUUCACAUUUUCCUCCCCAAACUUUGCCACUAUUCCACAGGAGACAGUUCAAGAGAUCACUUGCUCCUCUCCAAGUCACCCAGCAAACUCAUUUUAUUAUCCAAAACUCAAAAUUUUGCCACCUAUUGCUCAAGUAACAAUGGUGAAAUUAAAGAAAAGCCAGCUGGGUCUUUCUGCACCUUAUAUUAAUCUUCCAGCCAAAAGCAAUGAAAUAAUAGACUCUGUCUCAGAAACACCCCUGGACUGUGAGGUUUCUCAAUGGUCUUCCUGGGGUCUCUGCAGAGGCGUUUGCAGAGAAACAGGGACCAAGAUCAGAACUCGUUUUGUGCUUCUUCAGCCUGCCAAUAAUGGAAUGCCUUGCCCAAACCUGGAUGAAGAGACACCAUGUGAACCAGAAAACUGUGUCUGAAAUAAAGAAAAGAUAAUAACUUAGCUAAUUUAAAAGUAGGAUAAGUUUAAAUCUAAACUACAUGUCAAUCAGUGUUCUUUAGAAUUUGGAUAUGCUGCACUAUUUUGAUGAAAAGGUGUAUAAGAGUGGUUUUGAAAGUUUCUAUUUAAUGUCAACAUUUUAGGGGGUUAAAUUUCUUAGUAUGACAACAGUACUCGAUCACUUACAGACCAAAAACCCCCAAAUAAAUCCUUCCUACAAUACACUGUAAGUUCUUGGAGUACCCUCUAGUGGCAGAAAAGAAGACAUUUGGAUACGUACUUCACAUGAAUAAAAAUCAAUCACAUCUAAACUAAUAGCCUUCUUAAAUACUGUAAUUUGAUUAUCUACAGAUAUUUAUACCUAGAAAUUAAUUUUUUCAUCUAAAUUAUGUUUUUAUAAUUUAUUGGCAUUUUUCUUGUCUUUCUAAAUAUGCUUAACAUGCAUUUCUUCAGAAACUACUUACAUAAGUCAGAGUGACCAGAUGUUUGCAGCGUGGUUAAGACAAUAGUGGAAGUGAGUAAACUUGUCUUGAGACUUACGAAUAUAUGAAAAUGUCUUUUUCUUUUUUUUUUUUUCUCAAAAGCGAGAAGAAUAACUGCCAUGAGGACACUCAGCCAACAAAAUUACUAGAAAAAUAUAGAAGCGUGGAUACUACUAGAAAACUUCUGAACUGAAUUAAAUGUGUUAGUUGAGAUUCAAAAACUGAUUGUUGGUGUGUGUCACUCAUGAGACAACUAUCUCAAAAAUGAAUGCUGUUGACCAUAACAUAAAUUAUAUCAUUACCUUUAUAUAUGCAGCAAAUAUUGUCCAUGUUUCU
Manacus vitellinus (golden-collared manakin) is the source of this 2070-nucleotide messenger RNA. It is a transcript of the gene SPON2, whose product is annotated as spondin 2. NCBI's taxonomy places the organism in Eukaryota, Metazoa, Chordata, Aves, Passeriformes, Pipridae. The transcript is spliced from 6 exons. Gene Ontology annotation, biological process: cell adhesion. Bases 69 to 1232 code for a protein of 387 amino acids. The record is from RefSeq and is a predicted model, not a curated record. Gene Ontology annotation, cellular component: extracellular matrix.